Molecule: messenger RNA, 1441 nt
Organism: Hibiscus syriacus
Lineage: Eukaryota; Viridiplantae; Streptophyta; Magnoliopsida; Malvales; Malvaceae
Product: probable serine/threonine-protein kinase PIX13
Exons: 6
Coding region: 150-1379 (409 amino acids)
Biological process (GO): protein phosphorylation
Molecular function (GO): protein kinase activity; ATP binding
Source: RefSeq, a predicted model, not a curated record
AAGAAUCGAAGUCAACUAAGGGGAAAAUCAUAGUAACCCCUUUUUUGUGGUUGAAUUGAGCUUACAAAUUGCUUCGUGAAAACAAGAAUUUUCAAGUGGGAAUUUGCUUCUUCUUAUUCCCUUUGUUUGGGGUUAAGAGAUAUUUGAAGAUGGGGGUUUGCUGGGGUUCUCCAGCUGACAAUCCAACUCCAAGCACCACUGAUCAUCUCAGUUCAGUUGAAUCUCGGACAACCAGCAACACAACAUCUAGGGGCAGUAACAUCUCCCGGGACAGCAGGUUCUCGGUUUCGAGCGGAGACGGGGCUUUUCAGGAUGGGCAAAUUUUGCCCACCCCUAAGGUAAGGGACUUCAGUUUUGCUGAAAUGAAGGCCGCAACUAAGAAUUUUAGGCCUGAUAUGGUGCUUGGUGAGGGAGGCUUUGGUAAAGUUUUCAAAGGCUGGUUGGAUGAGAAGGCGGUAGGGAAGAGCGGAAGUGGAACCCCCAUUGCAGUUAAGAAACUCAACUCUGAGGGCUGGCAAGGAUUUGAGGAAUGGAAGUCGGAGGUAAAUUUCUUAGGGAGGUUGUCUCAUCCUCACCUUGUAAAGCUGCUUGGAUACUGUUGGGAGGAUAAAGAGCUUCUUCUCGUUUACGAGUUUAUGCAGAAGGGUAGCUUAGAAAACCAUCUAUUCGGAAGGGGUUCUGUUGUCCAAUCACUUGACUGGAACAUACGGAUUAAAAUUGCGGUAGGAGCAGCAAAGGGCCUAUCUUUCUUGCACUCGUUGGACAAGAAAGUAAUUUACAGAGAUUUCAAGGCCUCAAAUAUACUACUGGACGGGUCCUAUACUGCCAAGUUAUCGGACUUUGGGUUGGCCAAAUUUGGUCCUUCGGCUAGCCAAUCGCAUGUUACAACAAGGGUAAUGGGCACAUAUGGUUACGCUGCUCCAGAAUAUGUUGCUACAGGGCAUUUAUACGUGAAGAGCGAUGUGUAUGGUUUUGGUGUUGUUUUAGUUGAACUACUCACCGGGUUGCGAGCACUCGAUACAAAUCGCCCCAGUGGGCAACAUAGUCUGGUGGACUGGAUAAAACCGUAUUUAUCUAAUAGAAGGAAAUUGAAGAGCAUAAUGGACCAUCGGUUGGAGGGCAAAUAUCCUUCCAAAGCCGCGGUUCAAGUAGCCCAGCUUGCUUUAAAAUGUCUCGAAUCUGAACCUAAAUACCGCCCUUCGAUGAAAGAAGUUGUACACAUUUUGGAACAGAUCAAGUCAAUAAAUUAUAAUCCGAAAGAACCAAGAAAGUGUGCUGCUCGUCAAACAACUCGUAGGCAUCACCAGCAGCCAUUGCACCAACGUUCUCCGCUUGCUCCAAAGCAUGAAACGAAACGUGCAUACUCGAAUCCUCCGUAGCCUAGGUAAGUUUGGAGCAUCUGCCCAAUUUGUUGCAGUUUUCAAUAUUAACAUGCUAAUUU